Messenger RNA from Tripterygium wilfordii, 2103 nucleotides. Its product is annotated as probable mediator of RNA polymerase II transcription subunit 26c. The record is from RefSeq and is a predicted model, not a curated record. NCBI's taxonomy places the organism in Eukaryota, Viridiplantae, Streptophyta, Magnoliopsida, Celastrales, Celastraceae. Gene Ontology annotation, cellular component: nucleus. The transcript is spliced from 9 exons. Bases 628 to 1653 code for a protein of 341 amino acids.
CAGAACGCGCACAAAUAUUCCACCAACUGUGCUGAUGGCUGAUGCGAGGAAGCUUUAUGUUAAAAAGUGACAGAAACCACCACUAUUGAGUAUUUGACCAUAACAAUAUUCACAGCAUCUGCUCCCAUACCUCUCUUUACACGUCCAUCUCCCCCCAGCCACAAUCAACAAACAGACAAACCAAAAGAGCCCAUCAAAGCAGCAAUGGCUGCUCCAUAGGUCAGCAUUACCAAAACCCAGAAAGAACGAGCGUAAUUUGUCUGUAAUUCUCAAUACCCAUUUGUCCCAAACCAAAUAAAGUUGAAAAAAAGGAAACUUUCCUUAUUUACCUUGGUUUUUUUUUCCCAGCUUUAUUGAUAUCUAGAGCGUGAUUGCAGAUCUAUUAUUGAUUGUAUUUUGGAGUUUUAGGGGUGUUGUUGGUGCAGGGUAGUGAUUAGUUUAUUGAUAUUGUAUCUGGUUUCAUUAGAUUCGAUUAAUUGGGAUCCUUGUACGGGGGUUGGGGAGUCAUGACGCCAGAUCUGGUGAUGUAAUUGCAAGAAUCAGAAGUUUUUCUUUCUCGGUAAACAACACGCGCCGUCGAGAAAACAAAGCGCAGGUGUUGUUGUUUGGGUAUUGGGAAUUUUGAAGAUGGACUUGGAUGAUUUUCGAUUGGUGUUGGAGAGGUCAGGCGUGGAUGUUUGGACUUUCAUCGAUACCGCGAUUUUGGUUGCUUCGUUGGAUAACGAGGCCGAGUUGAAGCAGAGGAGGGAUAAGAUUGUGGAGAGACUGUACGCGGCGAGUCUGGUGAGUCGGUGUACAAAUUGUGAUCUCAGUGGUGGUUUGAGGGCUGCAAUCAAGACCGCCACCGUCGAGAAAGAAAGCAGCCCGGAAGUCAAACCCCAAGGCUCGCCUUCUACGCCACAUUCCAUCAAUGGAGAUGAUGAUUUGGAUCCAUAUGGAAUGUUGUUUGAAGAUGAACAGAAUAGGAUUCUUAAAAUCAAGGAGCAUCUUGAAGAUCCUGACCAGUCUGAAGAUUCUUUGGUCGAUCUGCUUCAAAGUUUAGCAGACAUGGAUAUAACAUUCAAAGCUCUCAAGGAGACUGACAUUGGAAGGCAUGUGAAUCGCUUGCGAAAGCAUUCAUCCAAUGAUGUUAAGAGACUAGUGAAGCAUCUUGUCAGGAAAUGGAAGGAUAUUGUAGAUGAGUGGGUGAAGUUGAAUCAGCCCGGAGAAAAUGCAUCCUCUGCACUUAUGGCUUAUGGAGAUUCACCGCAGGAGAAAAUCAGCCAAAAUGGUCAUCAUCAGGUUCCUGAUUUUGCAUACUCUCCAAAUCCCCACAAUGGGAGUUCUGGGUCUGACAAGAACAUUUCUGAACCGGAACCGAAGCAGCCGAAAGUGAUCCCCAGAAGGGAAACUCCAACUAUACCCAACCGGUCUCCAUUAGCAUCUGGUUCUGCUCCUCAAAUUGUCCAGAGACAAAGAGAACAAAAAGAGAGCACAUUUGAUUCAGACAAGCUGGCCUCGGCAAGCAAACGGCUUCAGGCAAACUACAAGGAAGCAGAAAAUGCCAAAAGGCAAAGAACGAUCCGAGUGAUGGACAUUCACGAGAUACCAAAACCCAAGAAUGCCUUCUUUGGAAAGAACAGAGGUGGUGGUUCUCAUGGGAGGCACUGGUGAUUUUGGCAAAAAAAGCCAGAGAUUUACUACAUUUUAAUACGAGGGAUUUUGGAAAACAGUGGAAAAUCCCUGAAUUGGGUUUUCUUUUUUAUCCUUUUCUUCGUUUUGCUUAAAUUGCUUUUGACUGUUGGGAAAGAAAAAACAUUUUCUCUGAUUUUCUUUCUUUAAUAACAUAGAAAUUGAAGAGGACUGGAAAAAAAGUCCCAUUUGGGUUGGGAACCUGGAUUGAAUGCUUAGGCUUUAUAUGAGGGGUUGUGUUGUCAGUAGUUGGGCCUUUUGUGCAUAUUUUGUAGGGGUUGUGACUGGUUUAUCUAAGGUGGUUCAAUUAUGGUCCUGUCCAAGAUUUAUACGGUUUGUAAGGAUUCAUUGACUGAUUAACAUCAUUAGUAAUGUAGGUCUCUAGCAGCUGAUUAGUGGUUGUACCCAUUAAAAGAGGCAAUUUUGGGAGUU